Molecule: messenger RNA, 7586 nt
Organism: Taeniopygia guttata (zebra finch)
Lineage: Eukaryota; Metazoa; Chordata; Aves; Passeriformes; Estrildidae
Source: RefSeq, a predicted model, not a curated record
CGCGAGGAGGGCUCUGUUCUUCCGAGCGCGCUUUUGUGCGGUUCGGCAGUGCCGAGCCCGGCUGUAGAAGGGGAGUUUAGUGUUUAACCCAAGUGCAGCGUUAGUGCUUCAGGGAGCAGAAGUUGGUUGUCUGGGAAGGUUUCCGGAGAAGGGGUUUGUGUAUGUGUGUGGUUUGGUGUCUGUUUCGAGUUCUGUGCGUGGGGGUUGUUCUCUCCCACCCAGUGGGUUUGCAGGUUGGUUCCUAGGAAUUCUUAAAGGGUUUGGAAGGGACUUCAAAGCUUAUCUAGUUCAAUCCCCCCGCUCCCCCCCAAGGGGAGGGACACUUUCUGCUAGACCAGGUUGCUCAAGGCAUUAUCCAACCCGGCAUGAUGAACACUGACAGGUGGGACAGUCACAGCCUCCCAGGGUAACGUGUGCCAGUGCCUCACCACCCUCACAGCAAAUAAUGUCUUCCUAGAUUUCCCUUCUUUCAAUGUUUAUCUAUUACUCCUUGUCCAUCACUACAGUUCUGACAAAGAGCCCCUCUCUGGUUUUGCUGCAGAACCCCUUCAGAUACUGGAAGAAUUUAUGAACAGUGAGUGGAAGGGCUUGAAUUAAAGUCCAGGUGCAAAGAAGGGCUGCUUCUCUUCUCGCAAUUUGGUCACGUUGGUCUGGGAACAGUAGUGAUGGCAUGGAGAGUUAAGAUGAUAGUGAGAAAGAAACACCAGUUCCUGUAUGCUUUAGUGCUAUUUCAAUUAUAUUGUAUCAUAAAAAAUAUUCUAGUCCUUGGGAAAACUGACAGAAAAAGCUUAAAAUUGCUUGGAAGAAUGCAUGUGUUGUCAUCUAAAUCCAUAAAGUUUCUGUGGUGCAUCUAUGACAGAAAAUUCAAUGUGGGGAAGAUUUUGGUUUUCAUUUAAGGAGCUCAAAAUCCUGAACCAAAUGCCCUGUCUAAUGAGGAUCAGUUUGCCGCCCUGUGCAUGUUAUUUUCCUGCUGAGUUUGGUGCUUAAAAUAAAGACUAAGUGUUUGGAAAAGAGGGAAUAUGGUAAUAUAGCAAAACUGCCAGCUGAGUCAGUUAUUCAGGGCAAUGGGGACUUGAGACCAUUAUGAGGAAUUGGUGGCAGAUAAAAGGAAGUGUUGACAAAUGUGUGCUAGUGUGUUUUGGUAGAAAACACUUCAAAUGCCUACUCUUCAGGUCCACUUUAAAUAAUGAACAGUGUAGAGAAGCAUUGUGUGCCCUUCCUUGUCCUUUCUUACAGUGCAAGUAACCCAGUGUUACUGCUUUUAAAACUUCGAAAAAGAUAUUUUUUUUUCAACAUACCUACUGUAAGGGCUCUCUGGGACCAUAAGAAAAUUGGACUUUUGCAUAUCUACCUACAAAUGAGGUGAAGAAGAAAAUAUGCAGGACUGAAAGCCUUUUUAUAGGAGGCAGAGGAGCAUUAAUGGAUCAGUGGUAGAAGAAACAAUAGUAUUGUUUCAAAGGUUGUUGUGUGAUCUAUUCAGGAUUUUCCUGCAUCUGCCUUUUGUUGCAGGGGGAAGAGGCUGUUGUACCAGAUGGGGUACCAAAUAUAGCUUGAAGCUUUUAGGUAUUUUUAAGGUGGCUUAUUGUGAUUUUAUCUGGGGUUAGUGUAGUUAGGGUAUGGAAGCUUUCCCUCUGUUAGGUUUGAUAAUCAUUAUUGUGUUUUAUAGACAAGAGGAUGGUGUGCUGAAAAUGUGCAGCAGAUACUGGGUUGUACAAUUGUCCACCUGCUCUUUGAUCAUCACCUCAGUGUUUCUUAAUCACUUCCUCUGUCUGUAACAUGGCGAUGUUGCUGACUUCUCUGAAAUGUCUGGAUGUCUGCUUAUGCCAUGUGCCAUGCAGGAGCUGCGUACUAUUGCUGCUGCUCAGACAGAAUUCUCCAGGCCUGCAGAAUGGACCUUUCACUUAUUCGUGUUUAGCUUAAUAGACAGAAGCUGCUCCAUUCUCUGUAGCAGCCCAGGCUUAGAGCCUGUUGAAAAAGCACUUUUCACCUCAGAUAUUGGCUGUAGGAAGCAGAGCACUGCUGGCUUGGUCUUACUACUUGUGCUCUUGUGGUUUUUUUCUACAAGAAGCUGAUCCUGACUGAUCAGACUGGGUCUCUUGAGCACUUUGAGGUUGGAGCCUCUUUGAGAAGCCAACACUGCAUUUCUUCCUUCUUGUUUCCUGUUUUGAAGAACCUUUCUGCAACUUGUGGAACUCUUGCUUCGUGAGCACUCUGAAUGUAGUGAGUGAGGCUUUCCUUCUCCUGUGACAUCUUCUUCCUUUCUUUUUCCCAGAGCACUGGAAAAGCCUAACUUUUUUUCUGUUUCUCAAAGUUAAUUGGUUAGUUGACACAAACCCUGUCAAUGUGUGAAGUACAGCAGACACUUAGACGUGCACUGGAGUAUUUCAGCUUUUGUAUUUCUGAAUCAAGUACAGUAAAAUGUUAAUUGUGGCUGUAUUUGGAGUAGAAUAGCUAGAGUUUUCUUCCUAAGAUAGCGUUGUAGUGCUCUUGAGGAGUUUUUAGUGGUUUUUAGGUAAGAAAUAAUCAACUAUAAUCAGUCUGAAUAGACUUAAGAAACCUGUCAUCUGUUCUGUUUUCUUUGUGGCUUAAACUUAGCGAAUUUGUACAAUAUCUAGUGAUUAUGUGUGGCUUUAAACGUUGGGGAAAUUAAACUGGGGUUUAAUGGAAUUGUGGUCUAAUGCAGCAACUUCUAUUGAUAAGUCAUCAAAGUUGUUUUACAGAAGAGCUUUUUCAGUCCUGGCUUUUUGCCCAAGGUCGAUCUGGUUUCACUGAAGUUAAUUUAAUUUCUGAAGUAUUUUCUUUCUGUUAGAUGUUGGUUGUUGCUCCUUCCCCAGCCAGACAUGAAAAUCUGCUGUUGCUGUGGAAGCAGUUUCCAUCUUGCACAGCAGCAUGAAGAGUCAGACUGCAGACUUUUGAAUGCAGUAAAUUCUGUCAGGGUGGAGACAAAGUUGUUUGCACUGUUACAAAUAUAUGAAUCUUCAGUCUAAAUGUUUGAAUUCUGUCACUUAGAAAAAGCUGUUUAGUGUUGACUCUCUGCGUUUGAGAUGUUGCUUCCAGUGCUUGGUUAUGACCACAGGCACUUUAACUUGCUCCAAAAUAACCAGUUUGUUCCGUAUUUGCUGAAUUGGGUUCAGUCUCACAGAGUUGUUGCAAUUGUCCUAUGCAGGCAAACUUAUGUGACAGACCUUAGAUGGUAUUAACAGGGUGUCUGCAGGUAAAAUGUGCAGGUUUGGGUGCAGUUCUGUAGCACUGACUUUUCGUGCUUUUGGUUUCAGCAGUCUGAGAAGUUGGUGCUCCUUACACUCCCAGCUUUUUAUCUUGCUAAUGAAAAGAGGAAGUGGACCAGAUCAGAGCAAAUCAAGCUGAUGUCUGUGUUGUUCUUGCAGUCACUGCUCCUGGAGGAUCUCAUCAGUCUUUGAAUGUACAGGAGUGUGGCUGUUCUGGUCAGUGUCUGCCAGCAGAGGCUGUUCCUGGCAGGGGUGCAUCUGAGUUAUUGCAAGUAAACACUGGGAAGUUGUUCUGUACUGCAUUGCAGGGCAUGAAACUGCUUAUUUCCACCCUCCUCCUCCCUGUUCCACUCCAUCUCUGUGGCACACUAAUCCGUUCAAACAGAUCCGGUCUCUGCUAUCUCACCUGAUUAACAAGUCAUUGCAAAUACAAUCAUUCCCUCCCCCAGCUUCCUGAAGUGUGUGGGGAGUGCUCAUGAAAUUCUCCAUUCCUGGAUGCUGUUGUUAGGGUUUGUCCUGGCACCCAGGCAGGAGGAUUUCUCUCUCAAACUGCUUAUGUCUGAAUGAAUCAUCAUGCAGUGCUUUUAAAUCAUUUGUCCAGACAGAGGCAAGUGCUGCUACUGCUGCUCAUAGUAGUACUUGGGAGUGGUGGUGAGACUGAAAACGUCAGGAAUGUUCAAAUUCUACUGUAAAAUUGCUUUGGUAUGGUUGAGGAGUACAAAAAAUACUUGAAUUGCAGGCUAUUGAUGAUUUGUAAAAAUCCCUGUUUUCUUCUUAGGGUACUUCCUUGAACCAGAUAGUCUUCACUGAUUUGACUUUUGAGUAAAUGAUAAACAGUUGGAGUUAAUGCUUGAGAUCUGGUUUCUCUUAUGUCAUCCCUGGCCCUCUGGGUUUGGGUGCAAAAGCUAUGAGAGAGGGACUGUGCUGAAGAUUUCCAUCUCUGUAGCACCAUUCAGCAUCACGGAUUUCUGUGAUCUGUGGCUUUAUAGAGGUGCCUGAUGCUUAUUGCUUGUAGCUGGUUUACCUGCAAACUGUGAUUUGAUGUGUGAAAUUGAGGUUUUGGGUUUCAUAUUUUGUUAAUGUGGACACCAUUGUAGCUACAUGUCUUUUUCCAUAGUGAUCCCAAGCAUGUAUGCUUUCAUCCUUUUUGUAAAAAUAACAGGCUUCAUUCUGAAUUUGAAACUGCAUGAUGCAUUUAAUACAUCUUCUCUUACAGCCCUUGCUUUGUGCUUUAACUUUUUAAAUUAUUCUGUCACUGAGUCAAUGCAAGGAAUUCUUGCAUUGGUGAAACUUCCUACAGGCAUUGAAUUUAGACACAGGUCUUCUAAACUGGAAGAACAUGAACUUAUUUCUGUUGGCUGGGGGUUAAUGACAUAUGGAGCAACACAUUUUAGCAGCUAGCUAGUUAGGGCUGUCUGUGUGCAUCUGUAGUUCGACUGUUUUGCUACUAAUUUAACUUCAUGUUUAUGUGUGUUUUCAGCCCACAUAUAUUCCUAUGCUUGCACAUGUAUGCAUCUUUUUUCAUAGUAGAUAAGAAUAUAGUAUCAUAGGAUGGGAAGGAACCCAUAAGGAUCACGGAGUCCAGCGCUCCCAGCAAUCUAUUUAUGUGUGUAUGCAAGUAGUUUAUAGCUAAAUUAACACCAAGUUCUUCACAGGGACUUCUCUGCUUUCAUCCUCCUUUGUUCUAAGGCAAAAUAUGAACUAUGAUAUGACAUCUGCAUCCCACUUCUGACAGGUUUCUGUGUGUCUCGAGCGAAACCUGCAGCAGAGAUGGACACGGAUGGCUUUGGAGAGCUGCUGCAGCAGGCCGAGCAGCUGGCGGCCGAGACAGAGGGGAUCUCGGAGCUCCCGCAUGUGGAGCGCAACCUGCAGGAGAUCCAGCAGGCCGGGGAGCGCCUGCGCUCCCGCACCCUGACCCGCACCUCCCAGGAGACUGCCGAUGUCAAGGCAUCGGUUCUUCUUGGGUCUAGAGGGCUUGAUAUAUCCCACAUUUCUCAGAGACUUGAGAGUCUAAGUGCAGCCACUACAUUUGAGCCUCUUGAACCUGUGAAGGACACUGACAUCCAGGGAUUCCUGAAGAAUGAAAAAGAUAAUGCAUUGCUAUCUGCCAUUGAAGAGUCUAGGAGGAGGACUUUUGCCAUGGCUGAGGAGUAUCACCGAGAAUCAAUGCUGGUUGAAUGGGAGCAGGUGAAACAAAGGAUUCUUCAUUCUCUGCUUGCAUCAGGUGAAGAUGCUCUUGAUUUCACCCAGGAAAAUGAGCCCAGCUAUGUUGGUGAGGUGGGUCCUCCAGGUCGCAGCUCCAUGGACAGUGUGGAGAUGGCAUAUGCUCGUCAGAUUUAUAUUUAUAAUGAGAAGAUAGUGAAUGGACAUCUGCAGCCUAGCCUGGUGGACCUCUGUGCUGCUACUGCAGGCCUGGAUGAUAAGGUACUGAACAUCUCCGAGAUGUGGGCCAUGGUGACAAUGACCGACGUCACCCUGGUUCCUGCCAGCGAUGCCCUGAAAGUCCGGACCAACAUGGAAGUGCGCAUGGAGUUCGUGAGGCACGCUCUGCACUACCUGGAGGAGAGUUACAAAAAUUACACUUUUGUGACAGUCUUUGGAAACUUGCACCAGGCUCAGCUGGGUGGAGUCCCAGGCACCUACCAGCUGGUCCGCAGCUUCCUGAACAUCAAACUCCCAGCGUCCGUCCCUGGUCUGCAGGAUGGUGAGGUGGAGGGCCAUCCUGUGUGGGCACUGAUUUACUACUGCAUGCGCUGUGGAGAUCUGACUGCAGCCAUGCAUGUGGUGAAACGGGCACAGCACCAGCUGGGAGAGUUCAAAACCUGGUUCCAGGAGUACAUGAACAGUAAAGACAGAAGAUUGUCUCCUGCCACAGAAAAUAAACUGCGUCUUCAUUACAGACGAGCUCUGAGAAAUAACACUGACCCCUACAAAAGGGCUGUUUAUUGCAUUAUUGGCCGUUGUGACAUUACAGACAACCAGAGUGAAGUUGCUGAUAAAACAGAAGAUUAUCUUUGGCUAAAACUGAACCAAGUGUGUUUUGAUGAUGGUGGCGCGAGCUCCCCGCAGGACCGGCUAACGUUAUCUCAGUUCCAAAAGCAGCUGCUGGAAGACUAUGGUGAAUCACAUUUUGCAGUGAACCAGCCACCGUUCCUCUACUUCCAAGUGUUGUUCUUGACAGCACAGUUUGAAGCUGCAAUUGCUUUUCUUUUCCGGACAGAGCGCUUGCGCUGUCACGCUGUUCAUGUUGCUUUGGUCCUGUUUGAGUUAAAAUUGCUCCUGAAAGCAUCUGGGCAGAGUGCACAACUAUUAAGCCAUGAAGCUGGUGACCCUCCUGGUGUCAGACGUUUAAAUUUUGUGCGGCUUUUGAUGCUUUACACCCGUAAGUUUGAAUCAACAGAUCCACGGGAAGCUUUGCAGUACUUUUACUUUCUCAGGAACGAGAAGGACAGCCAAGGAGAGAAUAUGUUCUUGCGUUGCGUUAGUGAAAUAGUAAUUGAAAGCAGAGAGUUUGAUAUGAUUCUUGGAAAGUUGGAAAAGGAUGGUAGUAGGAAGCCUGGAGUGAUAGACAAGUUUACAAGUGACACAAAAUCCAUUAUUAACAAAGUGGCUUCUGCAGCAGAAAAUAAAGGAUUGUUUGAAGAAGCCGCAAAACUCUAUGACCUUGCAAAGAACCCUGACAAAGUUUUAGAACUGAUGAACAAGCUCCUUAGUCCAGUUGUUCCCCAGAUCAGCACUCCCCAGUCAAACAAGGAGCGUUUGAAGAACAUGGCCCAUUCCAUUGCUGAGAGGUACAAAGCGCAGGGGAUAAGUGCAAAGAAAUCCAUUGACUCCACGUUCUACCUUCUGCUAGACUUAAUCACGUUUUUUGAUGAAUAUCACGCUGGUCACGUUGACAGGGCCUUUGAUAUUAUUGAACGCCUGAAGCUUGUACCUCUUAGCCAAGAUUGCGUCAAGGAGAGAGUCGCUGCCUUCCGGAAUUUCAGCGAUGAAAUCAAACACAAUUUAUCUGAGGUCCUGCUUGCAACCAUGAAUAUUUUAUUCACCAAGUAUAAGAGAAUGAAAGGCACAAGCCCAACCACUCCUGCCAGGCCCCAGCGGGUAAUGGAAGACAGAGAUUCGCAACUUCAGUCUCAAGCUCGGGCACUGAUAAUGUUUGCUGGGAUGAUCCCAUACAGAACAUCAGGAGACACGAACGCAAGACUGGUGCAAAUGGAGAUCCUUAUGAAUUAGCAGAGCAGCUUUGGCUGGGGUUGCAGCAGCCUGUGCCUGUCUUUAGUACGUUCAGAGGGCCCAUGGGACCAGUGUCAUUUUGUAUUCUGUAUUUUUGUUGAUGGAAAUAAAUUUCUUUGGUUUUGA